Molecule: messenger RNA, 1058 nt
Organism: Oncorhynchus mykiss (rainbow trout)
Lineage: Eukaryota; Metazoa; Chordata; Actinopteri; Salmoniformes; Salmonidae
Source: RefSeq, a predicted model, not a curated record
AUGCAGGUCUUGCAAAUCCUUUUCCUGGAGUUGCACAACUAACUCAGAUAUUUGGAGAGGAACAAACUCAAGGAGAGACUUCAGUCUUCAGAUGGGGUAGCCCAGCCCCACGCGCUCACGUCUCUGACCUCGCGCUGAGCCCGGCGAGUCACAAGGUCCCGAUGUUCACUUUUCUUCCCCACUUCUCUGGGCGUUCCUUCCGGAUCGUUAGCGCGCACCGCUCCUCAUUCUCGCGCCUUAUCUUCUCCCCCUCUCCCCUCACUGCGUAUUAAUGCUCUACCGUAGCGCUCCGCGGUCGCCAUGCAGAACAACUACAAGGAGCACCUCUAUAAGAUCCUGGUAAUAGGGGACCUGGGGGUGGGGAAGACUAGCAUCAUCAAGCGCUAUGUUCACCAGAACUUCAGCCCCAACUACCGGGCCACGAUAGGAGUGGACUUCGCCCUGAAGGUCCUUAAUUGGGACCAAGAGACUGUUCGGCUACAGUUAUGGGACAUAGCAGGUCAGGAGCGAUUUGGGAACAUGACGAGGGUCUACUACCGUGAAGCCAUGGGGGCGUUCAUUGUUUUUGACAUGACGCGGCCUUCCUCCUUCGAGGCUGUCACCAAGUGGAAGGAGGACCUGGACUCUAAACUUACACUGGCCAAUGGGAAAAAUGUGGCCGCUGUGCUAUUGGCUAAUAAGUGCGACCAGGGGCGGGACGUGCUAACCAACAACGGGAUCCAGAUGGAGAAGUUCUGUCAGGAGAAUGGCUUUGUGGGAUGGUACGAGACCUCUGCCAAGGAGAAUAUGAAUAUAGAUGAAGCAGCUAACUGUCUGGUGAAGCACAUCAUCGCCAACGAGAAUGAUAUCCUCCAAUCAGAAGUCCCUGACACCGUCUCUCCGCAAUUAAACUCUGUCAGGGGUGGGACCUGCUCCUCCUGUUUCAAAUCAUAGAACACCAUCACUACACACCACCACCAUCACUACACACCACCACCAUCACUACACACCACCACCAUCACUACACACCACCACCAUCACUACACACCACCACCAUCACUACACACCACCACCAUCAC